AUGAUACUGCUCCAGUCCCCAUCCAGGUUCCUACUCCAGAUCCUCAAGGAUCGCAUCGUCAGCGGCGACAAGGGCGUGGACAUCGAUUGCCACACGGUGGAGUUCGACGAUGUGCGGUAUCAUGUCCAGUUUUCAAUGAGGAAUCCGAAGGUAAUGGUGCUAUCAGUGGCAUUGCCCCUUGCACCUCCUGAGGCUAUUCUGUAUGACGGGCUUCCUCUUGGUGCUAUUGAUGCUAUAAAGGCGGCUUAUGGGGCAGUGGUUCAAAUUCUUGAUCCUCCAAAGGACUGCUUUGAUCUCACAAUGAAGAUAAACUUAACAAAGCUUCCGACAGAUGAAGAGCAGCGGAAUGUUGUCUUGACACAAAUUGCAUCUGUGAGAGAGGUUGUGCUGGGUGCACCGCUGAAGCUUCUGCUCAGGCAUCUAGCUUCAAAGACAGUGGCUCCUAACGUGGAUAAGCUGGUUGCCCUUGUUCACCGUCCUAAUGAAUCAUUCUUCCUUGCUCCCCAGGCAGACAAAGUUACGGUUGUAUACCCAAUGAGGUUCCAGGAUUCGAUUGAUAUUGUCUUAGCAACUUCGUUUUUGCAGGAAUUUGUAGAAGCAAGGCGGACUGCUGCACUUAACAAUGCCCCUUCCUGUAUGUGGUCUCCAGUACCACCUCUUGAGUUAAAAGGCGUGAAUGCUGAUGCACUUGAUGCAAAUGCUGGUUUUGUUACUUUUGUUGUUUUCCCUCGGCAUGUUGAGGGUAGAAAGCUAGACAAAACAGUUUGGAGUUUGUUAACCUUCCAUGCUUAUGUAAGCUACCAUGUAAAGUGUUCUGAAGGAUUCAUGCACACCAGGAUGAGGCGUAGAGUUGAGUCUCUGAUCCAGGCUUUGGACCGUGCUAAAUCCGAUGCAGAGAAGCUGAAGAAGUUGGUACAUGGCGGGUCUUUUAGGAGACUGAGCAUGAAGCACGAAGGCAACUCUAAUCACUGA
Messenger RNA from Triticum turgidum subsp. durum (durum wheat), 972 nucleotides. Lineage: Eukaryota; Viridiplantae; Streptophyta; Magnoliopsida; Poales; Poaceae. The record is from the annotation of a GenBank genome assembly.